GUCGAUCGCGGCGCGAGCACUUGGAACGCACAGGUGUGUCGCUCGGAACAAGUGGUUAUCGCGCAAAGAAACUCGGGAAAACUCAGUGGAAAGAAACAAAAAGCCGACUCGUAGAAAAGACUUGUAUAAUCGCGGAUAACAAUCGAGUAAUAAUAAUCGUCGACGUAACAUCUCUGUAUCAUUAUAUCACCAACGCGAAUCUUUGUGUGCUUGUAUAAAGAGAGAGUGUAUAGAAACAGAUAAAAAUCACCACGGAAUUACGACAAAAAAUGCAAUUGCAUUUCGACGCAUCGUUUGACAAUCAGCUGUUUUAUUUCGGCGUGAGAAUAUUCAUUCUCGCGAUCGUUUGCGGCGGAUUCGUCGUGGGACAAGUUAGCACUCAGUAUCAUGGCAAUCCCGAUCAUAUAGUCUUUCCCGGACCAAUCGGCUCGAGAUCGAGGGCCCUUGGUAAUGAUCCCGUGGAGGGUUCCGCGGAUGACAGCGAUACGCUGAUACCACUCGAUUUAGCCAUUAAAUUAAAUUCCAUAGAAUCGUCGGAUGAGUUUUUGCAGCUUCUUCAAGGUGUUCCAAAGAAUGAAAUGGAUUCUACAUUAAGCAGUAGAUUUGGCGAGGAACGAUCGAACGCAGCGAGAGCGACACCGGCCAAGUGUAUGCCCGAGUUGCAACCCGUUUCUCUAAAACUGGACGACGAUCCUUCGACGAUUAUCUAUCCGCCCUGCACACGGAUCAAAAGAUGCGGCGGUUGUUGCGGUAGCUCCUUGCUCUCGUGCCAGCCAACAGCCAUGGAGAUCCGAAACUUCGAGGUGGUCGUGGCGUCGCUGGAUGGACUGAAUUACGCUGGUCGGCGAAUUGUGCCGUUGGAGGAGCACACUAAAUGCAAGUGUGACUGCAGAAUCAAAGAGGAGCAUUGCAACGAAAAACAGCAUUACGAGCCGCACAAUUGCAAAUGCGUCUGCGACAACGUCGACGAGGCGGAGAAGUGCCGUAAGACCAACGACACAAAGAUCUGGAACCCGGAUCUUUGCAUUUGCUCGUGCAGAACUAUCGAGCCAUGCAGCACCGGAUAUUACUUCAAUUACAACACGUGCAGAUGUGGACCGAUAAUGUUGUCUAGACCAGUAAACAGAUUAUCCACGAAAGGUUCAAAUUACAAUUUCUCUAACCGUCGGCCCGAAAAUGUGCCGCCUGAGAUAAUCCCGUUGGACCCAUUGGAUCCCAGAAGAAAGCACAAGGAGGAUCCAGAAUACAAGUGACAAAGAAUUGGGACAGACGUACGGAUUACAAGACUGCUAAGACGUAUCCACAGUCACUUUGUUAGUCUCUUUGUUACACAUACAAGACUUGUCAUUAAUACAAUGCCUCGGAACUGAAAGAAUAGAUUAUUUUAUUCGUCCAUUCAUUAGAUUGUCGCAGUUUCAUCACAAUAAAAAGUAUAUUGCAGAAUCUAUAAACAUUCAGUAUUGGUGCGUUCGCAAUGCAUAAAAUAGUAUGAUAAUAGAUAUUGCCAGGUCUGCGAUCUAAUAGUAUAAGAAAUAUUACAUUUUGUGAUUAUAUUUCCAAACUAUGGUAGAGUGACACAGGCUUUCCUAGUUCCAAGGUAUUAAGCUAUUAUGUAUUUACUGUUGGAUAAAGAUCAAGGAACAUUGUGAUAUAAUAAGAAAAGAAUUAUUCAUAAAAAUAUAAUCUUCAAUAUUAUUUAUAUCAUAAAAUUAUUGUUUUUGUAUUUAUUGUUAUAAUGACAAAGUAAGAAAUAACUAUUAUUUACUCUACUUAUUGCACAUGAUAUACACAUGACAAUAAAUUUAUGAUAUCACACAAGACUUUCGCUUACAUAUAUAUUUGUUAAUAAAUACUUAUAUCUAAGUCAUUAUAACAUGAAAUUUUUAGUUUAAGGCUUCUCACUGCUGUUUUGAAUUAUGUCAAAGCAAAAACUAUAUAUGUACUCUUCUUGUUAACUGUAGAUUUAGGUUUUCAGAGUGAUGACAUACCAUAAACUGCAGUGAGAGAGUGUAUCAAAUGCAAACAAUAUGAGAUAAAUACAACCGUUAUACCAG
Formica exsecta is the source of this 2054-nucleotide messenger RNA. RefSeq names its product vascular endothelial growth factor C-like (gene Pvf1). The record is from RefSeq and is a predicted model, not a curated record. The transcript is spliced from 6 exons. The coding region runs from base 270 to 1253 and encodes 327 amino acids. NCBI's taxonomy places the organism in Eukaryota, Metazoa, Arthropoda, Insecta, Hymenoptera, Formicidae. Gene Ontology annotation, biological process: positive regulation of cell population proliferation; positive regulation of protein autophosphorylation. Gene Ontology annotation, cellular component: membrane. Gene Ontology annotation, molecular function: growth factor activity; growth factor receptor binding.